Halichondria panicea is the source of this 3308-nucleotide messenger RNA. Its product is annotated as ABC transporter A family member 7-like. Gene Ontology annotation, molecular function: ATP hydrolysis activity; ABC-type transporter activity; ATP binding. The transcript has 22 exons. Bases 47 to 3181 code for a protein of 1044 amino acids. Gene Ontology annotation, cellular component: membrane; intracellular membrane-bounded organelle. Gene Ontology annotation, biological process: lipid transport; transmembrane transport. The record is from RefSeq and is a predicted model, not a curated record. NCBI's taxonomy places the organism in Eukaryota, Metazoa, Porifera, Demospongiae, Suberitida, Halichondriidae.
GUGUGUUAGUCUUCUCUUUCAGUAUCUAGCUAGCUGUGUGGAAGCUAUGGCUGGUCUGUCAAGUGAGGCCGUGAUACCAGAGAGAAAAGAUGAUUUUGCUGCCGAAGUAACAGUAUGGCACCAGUUCAGAGCCUUGUUUCUGAAGAAUGCAACGCUCCAGUUUCGCUCUAUUGGGACCAACAUUUGCCAGCUGCUGACUCCAGUUAUAUUCAUCAUGUUUGCUGGACUGUUGCAGGUCAUUGUCAACUCUAUACUGGCCUCCAACAAUGUUGUGAUGCCAGGCACUAGUGCUGGAUUCUUCCCACCCAAUAACCCAGGGAGGCUAAUGGCUUGCAGCUAUGACAACACCUCCAAUGCCCCCCACAAUGCAGAGGAGUGUCGACACGAAAUAUUCAACUUCUUUCUCGAGUUUCCAGAUUGGAAGCAAUUUCUCGAACAGUUGGAGGAAAUCUCUAAAUUUAAGAACAUCUCUGAAGAGUUACAAGAAGGUCUACAGAACAUCAGUGAUGUGUCCUUUCUGCCCUGUCAGAAUGUCCUCUUUGAUUUGCCCCUCUACUAUAUUGGAAAGUCGGAGGGAGUAAAUCUUGAGCUUGGUAAUCUCACUGGAAGUACAGUGAAUGGUUCCUCUGCCACCAACAGAACUGGGUUUGUAGGCGGCAUGGCUCCAGACUCUUGGUUGUAUCAGUUCUCACUGGAUUUCAAGAUACAUGACAAGAACUACAUGGAAUUGGACAACAGUGACACUUGUCCUAUUAACGACGGCCCGUAUAUACAGCUGCCGAUGUUUGUAGAAACUGAAAACUUGACAACUCUCAACAAUCAACUGAUCGAUAUUGUACAAGAUUACAAUCUCCAUGCCAACAAGUCCUCAGCAGCCCAUGAUCAGUACCAGAGGAACUAUUACGUGACUCCUCUCUCCACUGACCAGUAUCGCACAGUCAUGGGCUAUAUUCAGAACAUACACAACCACUCAUUGGACAAGAUCAAACCACAAGCUGGUAUAUUCGUCGACGACUUUCAGAGCAUGGAGUCAGAGGUUAAACUGGGCUACACAAUAGUAGCUGAUGACCUCGUCCUGUACUCGUAUGAACUGCCCAAACACUCGUCAGUGAGCGGCUUCAAGAGCAAGAUUGAUGUGGCUAUAAACAGAAGGAAUGGGAUUAUCAACAUGAUGAGCAACGCACUCUUCAAGCAGCUACUGGGUAAUCGGUCGUCUCCGGGGAACAAUGUUACCAUAGCAACCUACAUCAUGCCCCUCCCCUCUCAACCCAUGCCCAUUACCAUUGACAUCACCACCAUCCUGGGAGGACUACUCUAUCCAUUCGCUCUCUCCUUCCUUAUUCCUGUCUUCAUGGCGUCGUUGGUCAAGGACAAGUUUGAGAAGCACUUGAUCAUGAUGGAACAGAAUGGUUUGGGGAGGCUUACCUACUGGACCGUCACCUACCUCUUCAACUACAUGCUCUAUAUACCUAUCGCCGUGGAGAUUGUCAUCAUAUCAUUGGCAUUCCAGAUACGAUUGUUCACACAGACGGACGGGGUGAUCCUCCUGCUCAUGCUGUUCAUAUGGGGACAUACGGUGGUCGUGCUUGGGUUUUUUUUCAGUACCUUCUUCAACCGACCUCGUGCGGCCAUCUUUGUGGGUUACCUCCUAGUGGUGGCUAGUGUGGUCAUUGGUGCUCUACUGGAAACACUGCAGGUGUUUCCAACAGACGUGACGCCAUUCUUCUUGUACAUGAUGUACCCGAUCUUUGCCUUCUGUCGGCUCUUCCAAUACCUCAACACAGGCUGUCUGGCCAUGCAGUGUUACAGCAUUGACAUUCUAGCCCCGCAGGAUGGUGGUCUUAGCCUGAUUGCCACGGCGCUGGUGUACCUAGCAGGGUCGACAAUAUUGCUCAUGAUUCUCAGUGUCUACUUGUCCUUUGUACUGCCCAGUUCCUAUGGUGUCCGCAAAUCUCCGUUCUUCCCAAUAAUAGCUGUGUAUAGAUGGAUCAAGAGUUUGUGUGCCAAGUGUGGGCUAUUGAGCUGUAAGAAGAACGCCCACGAUUUACGAGCAACGUCUGAGGUCAGUGUGGACCUAGAGGAAGUGGACGAAGACGUACAAGCCGAAGAGGACACACUGCGGAGGGGAUUCCCCGCUGAUGCCCCUGUUGUUAUGUACCAGUUGCGUAAGGAGUACCCGAGUUCCAUUGGUAAGCGCCCCUACGUGGCUGUACACUCUGUCUCACUGGCUAUACAGAGGAACGAAUGCUUCGGUCUACUAGGUCCAAACGGAGCUGGAAAGACGACCCUAAUCUCAGUGCUGACUGGACUCUAUGAACCCACUAGUGGUCAAGCUCGUAUUGCAGGCUACAAUAUAGCGACUGACAUUAAUGAGAUCCACGGUCAUAUGGGGGUGUGUCCACAGUUUGAUAUCCAGCACGAUAGUCUGACUGCUGAGGAGCACCUCCUGUUUUACGCCAGGCUCAAGGGGGUUAAACGCAGUCGCGAGGCGGUCGUGGUGGAGAGAGCACUGAGGCAGGUUAAUUUGUGGGAUGCACGGAAGAGGAAGUCGUGUAAACUCUCUGGAGGUAUGCGUAGACGUCUCUCUGUAGCCAUGGCAACAGUGGGUAACCCGGACAUCCUGAUAUUGGACGAGCCAACGACCGGACUUGACCCAGCCUCACGUCGUCAAGUGUGGGAGGUCAUCGAGACUAUCAAGGAGGGGCGCUCUGUGAUUCUAACGACCCAUGCUAUGGAGGAGGCGGACCACUUGUGUACGCGUAUUGGGAUCAUGAACUUUGGACGUCUUCGUUGCCUAGGCUCUGAGUCUCGCCUCAAGAAAAAGUUUGGAACUGGAUAUCAGCUGACGUUCAACUGUGCCCCGGGGCGUGUGGGAGAAGUGGAGGGUUACAUAGCGACACACAUACCACGAGCACUCCAUCUGGAGACCUAUGCUGACUCAUGCAGCUACAAGCUUGACAAAGGAGCGCUGAAAGUGAGUGAGGUGUUCCAACUGUUGGACUCUGUUAAGACCCAGGUGGGGAUUCUGGACUGGGGCAUCAAGAUGACCACACUGGAAGAUGUGUUUCUCAAUAUUGUCAAGAAUACUGAAGAUGAUCGAAUUACACCUCCCGGACUACACAUGCCAAAGUGGUUGCCAUGCCAACAAUGCCGUCGUAAAGCUGGCUCAGAUACUGAAUAAAUGUUUGACUCGUAUUUUUACACUAAUUAUUUUUAGAGAACAAUAAUAGUUUUCUGUGUGCUAUAUAUAUACGUACAUGUGUGUUUAUUUAAAUAUAAUUAUAUUACUGUGAUUUCAACUCAUCAAA